AUGAAAGUGAAGAGUGACCACAUCUUUUUUGCAGUGCUGGGAAUCAUCACUGCUGUGGUGGUGGCAGUUGCAUCUGUUGCAUGUUGGAUAGUGAUCAAGAAGGUUAGAAAGAUGAAGGAUGAGAUGGGGAAGCCAGAGACGAUGGAGCCAGUAACAGAAACAGUCAAAAAACCAACUCAAAAACUGGAGGAUAAUGAGGAGUACAUGGAAUUGAAUAAGAAUGCUGAGAAGUUAGAAGAGGAGUUACAGGCAGAGUUGAUUAGGGAGGAAAAUGACUAUUUGGCCUAUGAACAUAAACUUGGUGAAGGAGUUGACGAGGAAAAGGUGAUGGCAGAAUGGAAAGAAAAAGAUAAGAGGAACCAGGAAGAGAGAGUUAGGAGGCAAAAGGAGCUGGAAGAACAUCAGAUAAAGUUGAGGAAAAUGAGGGAAAAGGCUGAAGUAGAUUUCAAGGUGGUGGUGAAGGAAAGAAAAGUUGAUUUGGGGGAGUUUAAGAAGCCAAUAGAUGCAAAGCAGACUUAUGCAACAAAGAAUAACCGACAACAGUAUGGGCUGAAGAAGGCGAAUGAGAUUGACAGGUUAGAAACAGUUGAGGAUUAUUUGAAGACGAGGUCAAAGGACGAUUUCAUUAAAAACAACAUGAAUAAAAUACGAGUUGAUGCGGUAGAGAUGAACAAAACCAUAGGGAACUAUGAUUUAACACUCCAUACUCUGCUGAUUAUGGAGUACAAUGUGGAUUUGUACAACUUCUGGUUUCAAAAGGGAUUCAUGACUGAACACGAUUUAACAUCAGAUCAAUUUUUGAAAUAUGAUCCAGCAAACUACGACUUCUUCAUGAAUGAUCUCUACUACAUGCACUACUUGUUUCCAUUGCCAUUACACAAUGACAAUUCACUGAAUAAAGAGAAGCCAACUCUUAAGAUAAUACGUGAUCAGUUCAUGGGAAUGAAAUACAGAACAUUUGUUACGGGAAAACUCAAGCAAUUCCUAAAUACAUUUAUUGAAUUUAUGAAGGAUGCACAAUCAAAGAAGAACGAGGAUUUCAAAUCAGGAAGAAUGGAGAAACUUUUGGAACACAUCACGAUAAGCUGCCUGUUUCUGAAUGAUGAUUUUGAUUACGAUCUAUACGGGAAUUUUUUGGGUCAAUCUAAGGAUGCAUUGGGAAUCACCAGCGAAGAAAAACCACUGGGCCAUUCAAGAAAGAAGGUACACGGCUAUUUGGACAAUAACAAGAAGUUACAGAAGUAUUACGGCGUAAAAUGA
This is a messenger RNA of Enterospora canceri, 1260 nucleotides long. The record is from the annotation of a GenBank genome assembly. NCBI's taxonomy places the organism in Eukaryota, Fungi, Microsporidia, Enterocytozoonidae.